This is a messenger RNA of Arachis duranensis, 1180 nucleotides long. RefSeq names its product protein LATERAL ORGAN BOUNDARIES. The record is from RefSeq and is a predicted model, not a curated record. Lineage: Eukaryota; Viridiplantae; Streptophyta; Magnoliopsida; Fabales; Fabaceae. The transcript has 2 exons. Bases 267 to 836 code for a protein of 189 amino acids.
UAUCCAAUUUGCUUUCUUUCUCUCUUAGUAGCUUGCAAUAAAUUAGGGUUUCCUCUUUAAGGGGGUGUAUGUGCUUCAAUUCAUUCUCUCUCUCUUUCAUUGGAUAUUUUGUCUUGUGAGGGUAAAAUAGCAUAGCUUCUGAAUUGAAGGAUCUCUCUCUCUCUCUCUCUCUCUCUCACACAAGGGAAAAAUAAAAUAAAAGGUACUUCCCUUUUAGUUUAUCUGAUCAAGGAAAAAACCUAUACAUACAUCACAAACAGAGAAAAAUGGCAUCAUCAAGCUCUUACAACUCUCCAUGUGCUGCUUGCAAAUUCUUGAGGAGGAAGUGUUUGCCAGGAUGCAUCUUUGCACCUUACUUCCCACCUGAAGAACCCCAAAAAUUCGCCAAUGUUCACAAGAUCUUCGGCGCGAGCAAUGUCACCAAGCUUCUCAACGAGCUUCUGCCUCAGCAGAGGGAAGACGCAGUGAAUUCCCUCGCGUACGAGGCAGAAGCUCGUGUGAGAGACCCUGUUUACGGCUGCGUUGGCGCCAUCUCUUACCUUCAGAGACAAGUCCAGAGACUUCAGAAGGAACUUGAUGCUGCCAACGCGGAUCUUCUUCGCUACGCUUGCAACGAAAUCCCUCCUCCACACCAUCAUGUCCCAACCUUGGCACCACCAUUAACUCCCACAAUUCAUCAUCAACUCACACAAAGGCACUUUGGUGGUGCAAGAAUUGGCAAUGAUCAUGGAAUUGGAUUUUAUAGGCAAUCUCCAACCACUUAUUCCUUCCCUUAUUCUCUUCCAUGGAAUGAGGACAUCAAUGGUGGAGGAGCAGAAGGAGGAGGUAAUUUAUGAUCAUGAUGAUGAUCAUUAUGAAAACUACUAUGUUUUUUGCAAUGUUGUGUCCAUCUUCUAGGGUUGGCAUAGCAUGGCAUGGUAUGAGGGUAUUAUAUAUCUAUCUAUAUAAUAAUAAAUAAUAAUAAAUAAUAAAUAAUUAUAUGGUCCUCUAUAUAUCUAUCUAUAUAGCUAUGUAUGUAGCCUCUCUUGGACUGUUGUGGCUAUGGUGGUAACUAUUGUUUUUUCUCUAAAUAAUUUCAUGAUUUGGUGGCUUUUGAAACAUGUAAUUGUUUUGAAGACCUACCAAUAACUUUAUUUAGGUAUUAUAUAUAUUAUCAUGAAUAAUAGUCUUUCUAAAAUCA